AUGUGGCUAUCACUGACUCUUUGCUCACUGCUGGUCAUAAGUUAUGUGAAAGCAGCUCCACAACCUGGAACCACCAGAAAUGUUGACCUCCUCAUGCCCAAGGUGAAACCACAGCAGCCAGACACAUAUUUGUGCAGAGCCACCAGAGUUGAGGACGCCCACAUGUAUAUAAGGGGUUAUAUCCCAAAAGCUGACUCCACAAUAGCACAUCAUAUUUUGUUGUAUGGCUGUUUGGUGCCAGGAGCUACCGAAGGGGAAGUUUGGGACUGUGGUGAGAUGUCAGCAUCGACUUCAAGCUAUAUGCAUGGUUCUGUAUGUCAAGAAGGAACCAACAUCCUAUAUGCCUGGGCAAUGGAAGCUCCUCGCCUCAAUCUUCCUGAAGAUGUUAGCUUUGAGGUGGGGCAGGAUACACCAAUCAAAUACUUAGUUUUGCAGGUGCACUACAAAAAUGUGACCAAGUUUCUCUCCCCUCAAAAUGGAGAUGAUAGUUCUGGUCUGACACUGCAAGUAACUAAUGUUCCAACCUCAAAACAAGCUGGUGUCUACCUGAUGGACACUGAUGGUUACAUUCCUGCUCAUUCAAUUGAAUAUUUUGAGACUGCCUGCAACUUUGAUGAAGAUGCAGAAAUAGUACCUUUUGCUUACAGAACACAUGCCCAUGCAUUAGGUCGUGUUAUCUCGGGUUACCGCAUCCGUGAUGGUGAAUGGACAGAGAUUGGUCGGAAAGAUCCAAGACUGCCUGAGAUGUUCUACAAUGCAACAAACCAAAUGACCAUUAGAAAAGGGGAUAUUUUG
This is a messenger RNA of Candidula unifasciata, 795 nucleotides long. Lineage: Eukaryota; Metazoa; Mollusca; Gastropoda; Stylommatophora; Geomitridae. The record is from the annotation of a GenBank genome assembly.